This is a messenger RNA of Topomyia yanbarensis, 870 nucleotides long. RefSeq lists its product as uncharacterized. The transcript has 2 exons. The coding region runs from base 89 to 748 and encodes 219 amino acids. Lineage: Eukaryota; Metazoa; Arthropoda; Insecta; Diptera; Culicidae. The record is from RefSeq and is a predicted model, not a curated record.
AGAAAAGUGAGGUUAAAUGUGUCAUUAAAGAACCUAAUGAUGGUUUGAGCUUGUAGUCAUUGGUACCAAAUAAAUGUAAAUCGCCGAUAUGAAUAAAUCGAACCUGGAAACUCCCACAAGAAGACCCCUUAGGAGACUCGGUCUGCAACGAUCUCUCAAAAUGCUUAAACCGCAUCAAUCGAUCACUGUUCAUGGAUGUCUUACCGCAUCAUCAAAUACGGAACCCUUAACGGAUUACAUCGCCCAAACUCCGCCUUUGCUGCACUCAAUCACACCUUCAUGUUCAGCAGAAGAUGAACUCGCAGAGGCUCCAAAGCAUACACUUACUAGAUCUGAAACAUUGAAAACUCCCUCCAAUAUCCGCUCUAGUUUAAAGCGAACCCGUCUGUCUUUGAGUCAAACUUGGAAAAAUAGAGUUAUUAACAAGAAAGAACUGAAUAUAAAACGACGAAAACUAUUAGAUGAAGUUGAGGCAUAUUCCGAAUCAACUGAAAAAGUAACUUCAUUAAAGUCUGAUGAAUCAACCAGUGAUAAACGUGAAGCGAUGCACUCAACCAACGUACAUGAAAAAAUAGUUGAACUAAAGAAAAGUAUCAACAUAUGGAGACAAGGCUGCGUACAAGCGUUAAACGACCUCCAGGAAAGACGUGGUACAGGGAACAUGACAUCUCUUUUGAGUAUGUUGCAAAUACCGCAUGAUUUGGUCAACUACGAUACCACUGAUGAGCUGUUUUUGGAUCCAGAUUAACAUAAUAUCUCUUCUAAAGACCAUGUCUUGUUUGUCAUCGAAUUGUUAUUCAGUUAUAUUCAUUGAACAGUCUUCCCUCGAAGUGAAUAUUGUUACAAUGAAUAAAAUCGUCUCAAAUCAAA